This is a messenger RNA of Homarus americanus (American lobster), 1192 nucleotides long. Its product is annotated as crustacyanin-A2 subunit-like. The record is from RefSeq and is a predicted model, not a curated record. Gene Ontology annotation, molecular function: pigment binding. The coding region runs from base 365 to 946 and encodes 193 amino acids. Lineage: Eukaryota; Metazoa; Arthropoda; Malacostraca; Decapoda; Nephropidae. The transcript is spliced from 5 exons.
GACUACAGUUCCACACGUUCACGAGUCAACAGUCGCCUCGCAGCCGCUCUACAGUGCACACCAUUCCUUCGCCAGUCAACCAAAGGAUCGGUUUAACCUCAAUACUGUGAUUCGCUGACACACACACACACACUCCCUAGUACUCCACUCGUUGCAGAUAUUGUUUGCGUCGAAUACCAGACGACUGUUAUUGAGGUUUAUGCACUUGUUAACUAUAUUUGCAAUGGGGGUGUUGUGAAGAAAUGUCCCUAUAACUGUUUUGAUAAUGCUGCCUAGUUAAAGAGCUUUGCUGUGUUGUGAUCUCAAGCCGUCAUCAGCUGGACUUGUUCACCACCGUUACUUCUUUCUGUUAACUACAUAAAAAAUGGGUGUAGCAGCGGCCGUAGUGGUACUGGUGGUGGCGGUGCUGGGGGUGGCGACGGUGAGCUUAGCGGAGACUUCAACGCUCCUGGAGGUGGGCGCCUGUCCGAACGUUACCACACAGCCAAACUUGGACCAACAAAAGCUGGAGGGUCAGUGGUAUCACAUCAUUCGCUUCCCCACUAAUGAGGAGCCGUUUGUUACCUGUACUCGCUCCGCCUACACCUACACAGAUGGCUACCUCGAGGUGAAGACUGAAGGGCGUAAUGCUAGUGACGUGGGUGUGACCAGAUCUGGGGUCCUCGGCCAGAUGCCAGACUCGCCUUCAGGAGCACUUCAGUUAGACAUGGACGGAAUGCCACCGUUGAGGGUAUGGGUAGUGUACACCGACUACACCAGCGUGGCCUGCCUCUACUCUUGCUCUCAGUUCCCUGGGCUGAGGGCAGAGUGGGCCUGGGUCAUGUCACGUACUGUUCGUCCAAAUGUCAAAGUAGUGAUGAGGUGCCGGACCAAACUACGGCAGCUUAAGGUUAACGCCGCCAAGUUCAAGAGAGUGCCACAAAGGUCUAACUGCUAUACCAACUAGUGCCACCACCUUCUUCCCGGCACCGUUCAUAAUUGCCCCCGUUAACUUAAAAACUACACAUUUGACCGUUAAAAUAAUUGUAACUAACAUUGAAUACUACCCAAAUCUUUACCAGUCUGUCAAUAGUGGGUUUGUUUCUGAUCUAAUAGAAAAAAUUACAUGACCAGCUUCUCAAUAGUCUAUUAUGGACGGUUCCUUCCCCAGUAAAUAUUUGAAAGUUUCCAUUUUUAAUAAACUCGAGCCAUA